AUGUCGGAUUAUUACUACGGAAGCGAUGAAAACGACUGGAACGACGGAUGUGAUUUCUUCAACGAGGAGGUCGUUCUCAAAAAACGGAGUGAGGAAGAAAAGGGGAAGGUGUUCGAUUUGGAUCAAUAUCUGGAGUCAUCGGAACCGAUCUAUGACGACGAUGGAGAUAUUGACUGGUUACUUCCUCAAGAAGAGGAAAUUGAUAUUUCGAGUCCAACUCGCUUUGUGUCAAAUGAACGAGUGCCAGAGUCAACUACUCAGCAAGAGGCUCAACUAGGAAGUUAUGGCUCAGCGGACUGGGAAAGCCAAGUCAACUUUACCAUGCAGUAUCCAGAUGGAAAUUCCUAUUCAGGGGACUGCUACUUAGCUCCAAGCCGUGAUGUCUAUGAUGUUUCUCUAUGGGAAGAAAAGGAAAUUCUUAUUUCGAGUCCAACUCGUUUUGUGUCAAAUGAUCGAGUGUCAGAGCCAAUCGCUCAGCAAAAGGAGUUCGAGCAUUACGAAAAAUCCCGGAAACAACAGGAGUACGCAGUCCAGCAGUAUCCAGUAGGAUGUCAGGGCUCAGCGGCAUGGGAACGCCUGGACAACUUCACCAUGCAGUAUCAAGAUGGAAAUUCCUAUUGGGGGGACAGCUACCCAGCUCCAAUCUAUGAUGUCCAAUGCGUCCAGGUUCAAAAUCAGGAUUACCCUGUGCCUUCUAUUCCUACUGCAGAGAAUUUGUACUCAGAGAACCGAGAACCUGCUCCAAACCAUGAUCAUCUUGAUCUCCCAAUAGCCCCUUGUCCAAGUCAACCUCUUGCACCGCUGAAGCAACCUAGAUUCAUCCUUGUCAGCCCCAAGUCAAGACGACGACUUCAAGCCGUCCGGAAGUCUAGGUCACUAUACACAAUCCCUUUACGGACAACUCAAAAACGAGCGAGACGAAAUCUCCCCCCGGUUACAGAAUCCACUGUGGAAGUGACGAUUUGGAGAAACGAGAAUGGUAAAAUGCAAAAAGAAUUACCGGUUCGACCACCCUUUUCAUAUCGGACACUCGCUAACUUGGUGUGUCUCAACUCGCCGAGCAGAAGUGUGUCUCUCCAAGAAGCAUACUCCUUUGUCUUACACCACUUCCCUUAUUAUCGAUUCAUUGAACAAAACUCGUGGAAAAGUACGUUGCGGAAGAUUAUGUGUAGAGGGGAACUAUUCGUGAGAGUGUUCAAAGAUGACUCCAGGGAGGUGUUGUACGAAAUGAAAAACAAGAAUGUGGAUGGUGUUGGAUAUACAGACUAUGAGAUGGAAUGGAUCAAUCAGGAUCGAAGAGACAUAGAUUUCUUCCGCAGAAUGCAACGUGGACAACUCGGACUUCCACGACAACUAUUCUACAGCGUGAUCGGCCUCGGGUGCCCAAAAUUGGCAGGACCAGAGAAUUCUGCGCUGUUCUACCAUCUUUGGUCCCUCGGACAUCGCUUCGACAACAUCACGAAUCUAUUCAAAAGCCAUAAGACGGAGUUCACUGGGGAGGAGCCAGUAUUCGAUGAAGAGCGUGUCUUCCUUAAUCUGACGAACAAUCAUAGAAUACAUGUGGACAAGAAAUGGGGAUACGGUGUGAAUAUGGAGGAUGGACUGGAAUGGUCAGAGAGGGACAGUGCUCUGUUCUUCAAGAAUAUUUUAUGGUAUUUCAACGAACAAAAAGAAAUGAAACGAAGGAAUCUGCCGAAUUGGGCGACGCCUUCAUUAGUGAGAGAAAAUAUUCCAAGAGAUCAGAAUGUGGAUCUAAAUACUGUAAACAUGUAA
Molecule: messenger RNA, 1773 nt
Organism: Caenorhabditis remanei
Lineage: Eukaryota; Metazoa; Nematoda; Chromadorea; Rhabditida; Rhabditidae
Exons: 4
Coding region: 1-1773 (590 amino acids)
Biological process (GO): regulation of DNA-templated transcription
Molecular function (GO): DNA-binding transcription factor activity; sequence-specific DNA binding
Source: RefSeq, a predicted model, not a curated record